AUGUUGUAAUAGCUGCUGUCUGAACAAAAAGAGAAACAUAUUGUUCUUGACUCCUCUUCACCAUUUGCACACAUCACAGGAAAUGUAAAUGGUUUGUGGGCUCUGAGGCAUCAGCCAGCUCCCUUCUCUCUUAAACACUGCACACUCAAUAUAACCAAUAGCAGCAAAAGACUUGGCUGACACUUCUGGUAGCAGAACACAGCAGAACCCCUUACCAGGGUGCUGAGCAAAGGCAUCUACCACCUGGAGAGCGUUCAGUGACGGGAUUUACACAGUGCUAGACCAUUCCUAUGGUGAGGGAGAUUCUGCACUGCCAAGAGUGACCCACUGCCAUGGGCAGCAGCAGAUUUCACACUGCAUACGUUGGAUGAUAUCAUCUUGGUUCUGAAGAGUCCCACAGAGCCUUCACUGUACUGAGAAUCAAAUUAUGCUUCCUGCUACAGGGCAUCAGAGCUGUGUGUUGAUCCCUACUGUCUGCCUGGAGUAAUGGGAAGUUUGCCCAGCAGGAGCAAACAGAUUGUCGUCCAACCCAGUCCAUCCACCCCCAUGCAGUCUCUGGUGCCCAUUCAGGAAGGUCAGAACAGCUAUGUGGCUGUUGCCCUGUGCAAUUUCCCCUCAGGGGAGGGGACAGAGACCAUCCUGAGGAUGGGGGAGUGGCUGAAUGUCCUUUCAGAGGAUGGUGAGUGGUGGAAAGUGGUGUCUUUAGCAUCUGGCCAAGAGUGCUAUGUGCCCAGCAGCUAUGUGGCCAAAGUGUGGCACAGGUGGCUGUACGAGGGCAUUAGCCGAGAAAAGGCUGAGGAGCUGCUGUUUCUGCCUUACAAUCACAGUGGUUCCUUCCUGAUCAGAGAGAGCCAGACAAGGAAAGGCUUCUACUCCUUGUCUGUCAGGCGCACAAACCACUCUUCCUGGGAUUCUGUCAAACACUAUCGCAUUAACCGUUUGGAGAAUGGCUGGCUGUACAUCUCCCCGUGUCUCACAUUCCCCAGCCUACAGGACCUGGUAGACUAUUACUCUGAAAUUGAGGGUGGGCUGUGCUGCCUCCUGAAGGAGCCCUGCUUCAUCCAAGGGGCCAGCUCAGCACCUCUGCAGAACCUCCCUCCACCUGUGAUUAUCAAGAAGCCAGCUCUUGACUGGAAAGAGCUUGACAGCUCCAUGCUGCUUACAGAGGCUCCAUCUGGAGGGGAGGAGGACUCCCCUGUCAGUCUGGGCCUGCGGGAAGCCAUCAGCUCCUACCUCUUCAUGACAGAAGAGCUACCCCUGGAGCAUGAGAAGACAUGAUAAUGGAAGAGCCCCUGAGAGUGUUACACUCAUCUGGAAGAGGGCAGGGCAGGGCUGGUCUGCCCUGGCAUGUCUGCAGCCCCAUGAUAUUUAUCCCAUUCCCAUGCUCCCAACUGGAAUUAUCAGUCCAGUACUCUAGCUAAGGUAAUGUAUUAGCUGCAUGGCCAGAAACAUGUCUCUGUUCUGACAUGGCUGGCUGGCUGUGUCCAAGCUGCUCCCAUACCCCUGGCCUUACCCUUUCACUGAAUUAUACCUGGUGCCUGCUGGUUGAAUUCUUCUCUCCAUGAACGUAGGAGUCUGGCUGAGCAAGUUGCUAUCUGGAAAUCUGAGUCUAGUCCAUCAAGCCAAAUGUCUAUCUCAGUGCUUUUCUUUGAUAAAACAGUGGCCCAGUUCAAGUGGUUCACAAAAUAAAAGUGCUAUGAGCCUAGCCCAAGAAAUGGAACCAGGAGUAUUGUGUAGCUGCCAAAUAAAA
Molecule: messenger RNA, 1750 nt
Organism: Alligator mississippiensis (American alligator)
Lineage: Eukaryota; Metazoa; Chordata; Crocodylia; Alligatoridae
Gene: SLA2
Product: Src like adaptor 2
Exons: 8
Coding region: 487-1278 (263 amino acids)
Molecular function (GO): protein binding
Source: RefSeq, a predicted model, not a curated record